GGAGCAGGUACUCAAGGUGUAUGAGCUCCGCGACGACCAUUUUCAAAACAAGAGAUGUUGAUUUCUGCAUCGGCAAACGUGCGUCGAUGUAAUUUAGUAUUGGUACGGCGUUUGGUGGGUCCUGGCAUACCGCCUGGCAAUCCAAACACUGGCACACUUUCCUCCCCACUAUCAUCAUACCAUCCACUUCCAUCAAAACCGGCUAAUACUAGCAGAAGCACUACCGUAGUGACAUGAGCACUAUCUUCAACGGUGAUUCCCAAAUGGAGGUCAUCACUGUGCUUGCCAACUGCGGGACUGACACUGACAAGGCUAGGCAAGCUCUUACAAGGUACAUAGCACGAAAGCAAGAGAAAGGAAGACCGACAGAACACAUUUUGAAAAAAUUGCGGCAACUGGAAUUGAAAUUCAUCAAUGACAUCACUUUGCACACCGCUUUCCGAGAUGCUAGAGCAACUACCUGCCUUCCACGAUCACCCGAUGUACCCCUACCCGACUUUGUCCGCCGUGAUUCGGCUCGCCUUGACAGUCGUCAGAGCGUUUCGCUCCUGCAAGACCUUGCAACUCCAAGUCCUGGUCCCUCCUCCCCAAAAAGCUGGGUACAAUCGUCUUAUUCGUCCAUUCAACAUGGAGGCCCCUCCAUAAUAGAGGAGGAUUGGAUACAACCCGAGGAGGCUUUGUACAAGACUUCGUUGAGGACACAUUCGCUGCCACCCACCAAUGCCCCAGGAAGGUUGCCCGUACUGUCACCGUAUGUUUUUCAAACAAGUUCCGGUCGCUCUCGCUCCUCUACUCUCCCAUCAUCGUCGAUAUCAUCACCAUCUCAUUCUGCAAGAAAACUCCGAACUGCAUUCAUUACUCCACCCCCGACGUCCCCCCUCCCCGAUCUUCCACUAGAUGCAACUGACGGCCAUGAUUCGCAUAUUCCGCAAUUUAACUUGCCUCCGCCGGCCAAUAAUCGACCCUUUUCGUCUGACUCCAAGAGCUCUUCUAGUUCGCAUUCUAGUCAUCCAAGACCUCGUACACCUGUGAUGUUCUAUCCUGAAUUCUCUUUACAAUCAUCUACGAUCACUCGAGGCGAAAUCAGUCAUCCACCACAGACGGGAAAAGAUCUACCCCAUCAACCGCUUGUCAUCAUGGAACAUUGCCCUUCGGAGACGGACAUUCCUAGCAUGUUUUUACCCAGCCGGGAAGGUUCUUAUAACGCAUCUGAACACUCAGGGGCCGACUUUCCCGCUCCCUAUCGCGAUUCGCCUAUACUUCGCGAACGGUCUACCAGUCAUAACCAUAAUUUCAGUUUUCAGCUAGACAAUGCUCUGCGGCUGUGCAAUGCUUCUCAUGUUGUUCGCCGUGAGGUAAAGCAGUGCCUCGAGCAAGACCGAGGAUACGAGCAACAUAACUGGACGAUAGUCUUGCAGGAAUGUGGCAUAGCCGAAGACGAUAUUCCAUUCCUUCUGAACGAAAUGGCUCGGGAAGUGGAGUUCACGGCAAAUAGGGUGUGAUCCCAUGGUAGUUAUACCCUUUAUCUUUAUUUUUAUCUUUAUUUGUUGCAUAUACACGGGUUGCUUGUGUUCCGCUGGUUUUUCAUCUGAUGCGGAGUUUGUAGUACUUUUGGGUUCGGUACCAACAAUGUUUGGGUGAGUUGUAGUUUAACUGUAUGUUGCGUUCAACUGUAGUUAGAGACCAGUUCUGCUGGCUAAAAAGCAUUGAUUAUACCCUAUGGAAUAUCUUUGCCCGAUAUCAGCCAACAUGGGGGAAACAUAAUUUGCUGGAGUACUCUGUAGCACAAUCUACCCUCCAACUUCGACUGUUGUACUGACGAAAACGAUCUGACGCGAAGGCUCCUGUGAGGUUGGGCUGAGUCCGAGUGUUAGCUCGGGCUGGACGCUGAAGGAUUGAGCCGCUGGGUGGGCGGGCAAACGAACAGCGAUUUGUGUGGAGCCUUGCG
Messenger RNA from Suillus bovinus, 1948 nucleotides. RefSeq lists its product as uncharacterized. Bases 234 to 1502 code for a protein of 422 amino acids. Lineage: Eukaryota; Fungi; Basidiomycota; Agaricomycetes; Boletales; Suillaceae. The record is from RefSeq and is a predicted model, not a curated record. The transcript has 4 exons.